AUGCCGCUUGCUCUGUGUUCGGCUUCGCUCGCUGGAAUGUUGGCCAGGGGCUCGGCCCAACCCCUGGCCGGAAUUGAUGAAAACAUCACCGAGACGAUUUGCUGCCUGGUUCUGGGGUGGGGGUUCACUGAGAUCUGGGGGCUGUGCCGUGUUCCGAGAUCUCAGAUGUCACUGGAAAUGUGGACAGCAGGGAAACAACAGUCGCAUUGUCCGACCUGGUGA
Messenger RNA from Aspergillus aculeatus ATCC 16872, 222 nucleotides. RefSeq lists its product as uncharacterized. The transcript has 2 exons. NCBI's taxonomy places the organism in Eukaryota, Fungi, Ascomycota, Eurotiomycetes, Eurotiales, Aspergillaceae. Bases 1 to 222 code for a protein of 73 amino acids. The record is from RefSeq and is a predicted model, not a curated record.